CCAUGGGCUCGUGACGAAGGUAAUGGGAGCACGUCUCAGCCAGCAUUUGUGAUCCCCUUUUAUGCCUAUCUACUGGCAUCAGUUAUCACUGCUAUAGCGGCGAUCGGUUCCAUUUUUGAAUACAUAAAUCAGAGACCGGUGUUUGGCAUCCUGGGCUCGGACAGUGUGUUUUAUACUCCAUUGCUUGGAUUCUUCGCUUUUACCGGCAUACCGACAUCUGCCUUUCUAUGGUUCAGAUCUGUUCAAGCGGCAAACAAGGAAGCUGAGGAACAAGAUCGAAGAGAUGGGUAUUCAUAGUGGCCAUAAUUCUCCUGAUUUGUUCAUGUCAAGUUGUGCUGACGGAUGCGUUUCGGUUCAAGUUGGAGAUUGAUAUUGGCUGUAAGUCUUCAAUGAUGUUAUAGCUUUCGUCUUCCUUACUAGAGACAGUUGAAGCUUCUAUUAAAAUGUAAAUUGAUCAAGGUACUUGAAGAUAAUUUAUUUGCAUAAUAAAUUUUAUCAAAGCGAAAUUAUUGUGUAUUCUUAGAAUAAAAAAUGACAAUUGUA
Dendrobium catenatum is the source of this 543-nucleotide messenger RNA. RefSeq lists its product as uncharacterized. The record is from RefSeq and is a predicted model, not a curated record. The transcript has a single exon. The annotation marks the transcript as partial. NCBI's taxonomy places the organism in Eukaryota, Viridiplantae, Streptophyta, Magnoliopsida, Asparagales, Orchidaceae.